Messenger RNA from Ipomoea nil (Japanese morning glory), 675 nucleotides. RefSeq lists its product as uncharacterized. The transcript has a single exon. NCBI's taxonomy places the organism in Eukaryota, Viridiplantae, Streptophyta, Magnoliopsida, Solanales, Convolvulaceae. Bases 59 to 424 code for a protein of 121 amino acids. The record is from RefSeq and is a predicted model, not a curated record.
CCACCACCCCCCCCCCCCCCCCCCCCCCACCACUCUCACGCUCCUCCGAUUCAAAACCAUGAUAGUAGAAGACCAACACCGCGGACCGCCGCACGGCAUCUUGCUCGCGGUGGUGGUGGCGGUGGUGCUGUUCGUUCCCACCAUGCUCGGCGAAAACGGCGAGGCUAUAACGGAGUUCAUCUCCGAGCUGCUCAGCCCCGCGGGGAUGCUGCUCCUCCCCAUUAUCCUCCUCCUCGCCAUCCAGUUCCUCUCCUCCGACACCGGCGGCUCCUUCGUCUCCGCCAUCUUCUCCACCGGCGAGCCCAACACCAUCCACCGCGUCAGCGGCUCCCCCGUCGGCGUCGCCCUCCUCCUCGUCCUCAUCCUCUUCCUCCUCUACAACAAGGUCUCCAUCUUCGGCGGCGAUGAUGAUUCCGGCGACUAAACCGUAAAUAAGGGUUUGUUUGGUUUAGAUCUCAGCUUUUUUUUUUCUUUUUUAUUUAUUAUUUUUAUUAGUACAAACGUAUAGUAUUGUGUGCACGUAGGAAGGUUGUAUCAUGAAAAAGAUCUUUCGUUGUAUGAUGGGGUUUGAUGAUUGUAGUUUUACAUAAAUACCCCAGGGAGACAAAGACAAGCCAAUGGGCAAUGUGAGAGAUUUUUGAGGGCAUUUAUGUCAUUAGAAAAUUCUACUUUGAA